This is a messenger RNA of Trematosphaeria pertusa, 1374 nucleotides long. Its product is annotated as ARF/SAR superfamily. Gene Ontology annotation, biological process: intracellular protein transport; vesicle-mediated transport. Gene Ontology annotation, molecular function: GTP binding; GTPase activity. The coding region runs from base 409 to 960 and encodes 183 amino acids. Gene Ontology annotation, cellular component: cytoplasm; plasma membrane. NCBI's taxonomy places the organism in Eukaryota, Fungi, Ascomycota, Dothideomycetes, Pleosporales, Trematosphaeriaceae. The record is from RefSeq and is a predicted model, not a curated record. The transcript is spliced from 4 exons.
GACUUUUCGCCGCCUCCCACAACGUCUCUUCAACCCAGCGCUUCCUGUACAUCAAUUAAAUUGCAUCCACAACCCGCCCGCGCCAUCUCGAACCAGCACACGGCCUCUUGGACCCAUCCCGUAAGUACUCCACUGCAGGCCUUCCUCCGCCGGCCGCCUCCUCCCUGCACCCUCCCGCGAGCGCCCUACGCCACGAUAUCAGGCCCGUCGGCCUCGAUUUCGCAUCAGGCGCUCGCCGUCUCUAGCGCCAAUACGAAGUCCAGCUGCGCUCCCACAAUGCAGCCCACCAAGCUCACCUGACCCCUUUCUGACGCUUCUGCCGCCGCAGGUUCGAGAGCCUACACUCACCGCUUCCCGCGCGCUCGGCCACCUCCACACCUCCCAACACAAGCAGCCCCCACCGCAACCAUGGGUCUCACAUUCUCAAAGCUGUUCGACAAGCUAUGGGGAAAGAAGGAGAUGCGCAUUCUGAUGGUCGGUCUCGACGCGGCAGGAAAGACCACGAUUCUGUAUAAGCUCAAGCUCGGCGAAAUCGUCACCACUAUUCCGACUAUCGGCUUCAACGUCGAGACAGUCGAGUACAAGAACAUCCAGUUCACCGUGUGGGAUGUCGGAGGCCAGGACAAGAUCCGACCUCUCUGGAGGCAUUACUUCCAGAACACCCAGGGCAUCAUCUUCGUCGUCGACAGCAACGAUCGCGAUCGUAUCGUCGAGGCCCGCGAGGAACUGCAGCGAAUGCUGAACGAGGACGAGUUGCGGGACGCUCUCCUCCUGGUCUUCGCCAACAAGCAGGAUCUGCCUAAUGCCAUGAACGCCGCCGAAAUCACCGACAAGCUCGGUCUCCACAGCCUCCGACAACGCGCUUGGUACAUCCAGUCCACCUGCGCCACGAGUGGAGACGGUCUGUACGAGGGUCUCGAAUGGUUGAGCAACUCGCUCCGCAAGGCGGGUCACAACUAAGCGUAUGCCCCACACGUCGUUACGCGACUGCCCGUCAACGUCUGCUAUCAUAGCUCAGACGACCAAUCUCUCUCCAACCCCGACCCUUCCUCCCUCAGUUACAGUUCACGGAUCCUCUACAAAUGUGUGUGCUUACGGGUGUGCGUCUUCGAAAUGGAUGGUGGUGGAGCGGACACAUUUCUUUUUUCACCAACGGAGUUUGUGAACUGCUAUGACCGCUACAUCGACAAUGUCUCACGGAUUGUUUUGGUGGUUCAAACGGAAACAGUCUCUCUGGUUACUUUACAGUGCUACUAUCCAAUUUGAGCCUCUUUUUACUAUAGACGCCUUGUGCGGCUGCUAUGUCUUCGCCUCGCGUACGCAUUCCAAACAUUACCACAGUACAAUUGGCGUGCAAAAAACACCUACCUUAUU